Messenger RNA from Andrographis paniculata, 1037 nucleotides. RefSeq names its product ubiquitin-conjugating enzyme E2 5. Gene Ontology annotation, biological process: ubiquitin-dependent protein catabolic process; protein polyubiquitination. Gene Ontology annotation, molecular function: ubiquitin conjugating enzyme activity. The record is from RefSeq and is a predicted model, not a curated record. NCBI's taxonomy places the organism in Eukaryota, Viridiplantae, Streptophyta, Magnoliopsida, Lamiales, Acanthaceae. Gene Ontology annotation, cellular component: nucleus. Bases 212 to 769 code for a protein of 185 amino acids. The transcript has 6 exons.
UACUUCACACGCACAUCACACACGCACACCCCCACAAUACCCUUGUGCCUUGUUUAUCCCAUUCCUUCCUCCUCUCAACUCUCUUCUUUCUCCACUUUUAACAAACAUCUCAAAAUUCUUGAUUUAUUUCUCCACCACUUUUGCUUUCCAUCACUGCAAAAUCACAGGUGAAGAAGAAGAAGCCCAAGAGUUUGAGACACAGAUUGUAAGGAUGUCUUCCCCAAGCAAGAGGCGUGAGAUGGACUUGAUGAAGCUGAUGAUGAGUGAUUUCAAAGUGGAGAUGAUCAAUGAUGGGAUGCAGGAAUUCUAUGUCCAUUUCCAUGGCCCCAACGAAAGUCCUUACCACGGAGGUGUAUGGAAAAUAAGGGUGGAGCUUCCGGAUGCUUAUCCAUACAAAUCUCCAUCCAUUGGAUUCAUUAACAAGAUCUAUCAUCCAAAUGUGGACGAAAUGUCAGGGUCGGUUUGCUUGGAUGUCAUCAACCAGACAUGGAGUCCUAUGUUUGACCUGGUGAAUGUUUUCGAGGUGUUCCUACCGCAGCUGCUUCUGUAUCCGAAUCCAUCAGACCCGUUGAAUGGGGAGGCUGCAGCGCUAAUGAUGCGUGACCGAGCUGCUUAUGAGCUGAAAGUAAAAGAAUACUGCCAGAAAUAUGCUAAGCCUGAGGACGUGGGGCAUGUCCCGGAAGAAGAGAAAUCAAGUGACGAGGAGAUGAGCGAAGAUGAAUACGAUUCCAGCGACGAAACAGGGGUGGUCGGGGCAGUGGACCCGUAACAUGGUCCAUCCAUCGUAAUGUCUUCCUCACAGGCUGUAGUAUUUUCAAUUGCACAUAUUGAAAGGAAAAUGGUGAAAAGGAAAUGGUUGUGUCCAUCAAAAGAAUGAUUAUGAUUAUGAUUAUGAUUAUGAUUAUCAAGUAAUCCUACGAUUGAUUUCAUACUCUCUCUCUCUCUGUCUGUAUAAACUGGUGUAGUAAGUAGUAGUAGUAGUAGCUGUAUGUGAUUCUGCAUUAUUAAUGUAUGUCUUCCUAACUGACUUGACUUGA